AGCUUCAGCUUCAGCUACAGCUACAGCUACAGCUUCUUCUUCGUAUCUUCUAUUCUCUCUACUAUGGGGAAUCUGCUCUCGGGCCAAGCGCACGACGGCAAGGUCGUGCUCCCCGACGGCACUGUCCUUGAGCUCGACCGCCGGACGUCCGUGGCGGAGCUCAUGCUCGAGCACCCGCGCCAGUACGUGCUCGACCUGCGGUCCCUGUCCGCCGGCAACUCCAACGCUGCACCGCUCCCCGCGGAUCACAUGCUGGAGGCCGGUAAGGCGUACGUGAUGCUUCCGAUGGCCCAUGGGAGAGCCACCGGCUUGUCGGCGGGCGAGGCCCGUCGGGUCCUGGCGGCGGCAACCCGAUCGAUGACGAAGAUGCAGCAACCGCCGUGCACGCGCGCGGUGGGGGUGACGGAGAGCGAGCGAGCGGAAUGGCCGGCAGAGGAGUUUGAGGAGGGAACGGAGUUCUUCAGGCGGCAGCAUUCGAGCAAACGGUGGAAGCCGAGCCUUGGUACGAUAGAAGAGGAGAGUUUGGAGAGGAAGGUGCCUCAUUGGUUGUUUUAAGAGCUGCAAUUGCAUGUAACAGUAGUUAUUAUGGUUAUGUG
Molecule: messenger RNA, 596 nt
Organism: Musa acuminata AAA Group (dessert banana)
Lineage: Eukaryota; Viridiplantae; Streptophyta; Magnoliopsida; Zingiberales; Musaceae
Exons: 1
Coding region: 64-555 (163 amino acids)
Source: RefSeq, a predicted model, not a curated record